Messenger RNA from Eruca vesicaria subsp. sativa (arugula), 625 nucleotides. The record is from the annotation of a GenBank genome assembly. NCBI's taxonomy places the organism in Eukaryota, Viridiplantae, Streptophyta, Magnoliopsida, Brassicales, Brassicaceae.
CAAAAUUCUCUUUCUCAACCCCCAAAGAAAGGACCAAUGAGCCGAAGGAACAAGAACGGCCCUAAGCUCGAGCUGAAGCUGAACCUCUCGCCACCUCCUUCUCAACCCAACCUGAUGAGUCUAGUUAGUUCUCCAAGCCGAUCCUACACAACUUCACCAAGCUCAUGCGUUUCCUCUGAAACGAACCUGGAGGAGAUGGAGGCAACAAUCUCAAUGGUACUUGUUGGCUGCCCUCGUUGCCUCAUGUACGUUAUGCUCUCUCAAGAUGACCCUAAAUGUCCAAAAUGCAAAAGCACCGUCCUACUCGAUUUCCUCCACCAAGACGCCUCUGCCUCUACAACCGCUACAACCGCUCCCGCCGCUACCAUGAAACGCAAUAAGACCUGGUGGAACUUUUUUGUUUAAUGCAAUCCUUUUCCCGAACGUAAACCUAGAGGGUAGCUGAUCCAACCGUACUUUGUUUCUAUAUUUUCUUUUGCUUCUUCUCGUGGUUGUUUGGUCUUAGAGUAGUGCUAAUCACGCUCCACAUUUAGACCAAACUUUGAAGUGGAGCGCGAGUAGCAUUAACUUUAUGUUUAAUGAAAUAUGAAAUUAUUAGAGCAAAUGAUGUUCAGUAUGAUAAAAC